CCAAAUUCCUAGUUGUUAUGAACGCGGCAUUAGUCUUGUCUAGGGGCUGGGUUUCUGUAUUUUAUCUAAAGAACAAAUCCGUUGAACGCAAAUAUGGAGAGAUAAAGACAUUGAAAAGAAACGGAAGAAGUAUGCCUAUAUUACCAUAAGAUUUUUAAAAUGGCAAUACGGGAACUAAAAGUGUGUCUUCUUGGGGAUACUGGAGUGGGCAAGUCUAGUAUUGUAUGUCGUUUUGUACAAGACCAUUUCGACCACAACAUUAGUCCAACUAUAGGGGCAUCGUUUUUAACCAAGACGGUCCCGUGUGGACACGAACUACACAAGUUCCUCAUCUGGGACACAGCGGGACAGGAAAGGUUCCACUCGCUGGCCCCCAUGUACUACCGAGGCUCUGCCGCAGCUGUCAUUGUCUAUGACAUCACCAAACUGGACUCUUUCCAGACACUGAAGAAAUGGGUGAAGGAGCUGAAAGAACAUGGUCCGGAGGACAUCGUUGUGGCCAUUGCAGGGAACAAAAACGACUUGGGGGACAUCCGGGAAGUUCCUAUGAAAGAAGCUAAGGACUUUGCUGAGUCCAUCGCAGCUAUUUUCAUGGAGACCAGCGCCAGAAACGCUGUCAAUGUGGAGGAGCUCUUUCAGAAGAUCAGUAAACAGAUUCCGCCCCUGGAGAAUCAAGACUUAGACAGUAACGAGUCCUUCAAGAUAAUCCGGCAGCCUCCUCCCUCUAACAAACGCUGCUGCUAGUAAGACCCCUUCUGAGUCCCAAAUAGACCCCUACCACCCUACCCCCUACCACCCUACGCCCUAGGUAUUUCAUUUUGAUCUCAAGGGGACUGGUGUAGUACGAUCGAAUAUGUUGGAAACUCUACCUGUCUUAUCUCAAGGAAAGGAAAGGCGGUAUUACCACAUUGUUUACACCUAUCCUACAUUUUCAGAUCAGUCUGAAGUUGCUAGGUCCUAGGGGUAAGGGGCAAUGGGGUCGGUUUGGAAUUCAGCAUCCGAUUGCCAGUGAGAUUAUCACGGCCUUUGUUUCCAUUCCAUACACAGUUCCAUGGAUCAAGUCUACACAUCCAUCCAUCUUGACACACGGGUCACAAUAUAGCGUUGGUGUACGCAACAGCCUGCAUAGUUCAGCUCCUGAUUGCCCCUUUCGACAGUCCACAAUGCAUAUACAGUACAUGGGUCUCACGGAGAGAGGAGGACAACAUGGCUUUGGCUGUGUGAUCGAUCAGAACCUCUCUCCCCUAUAGGGAACAGAGUGUCCCAAGUCCAGAAACCGCCCCUAUAACCCAUAUAAAGCUAGUUGGACAUUUCGACCAUAUUGUACCUAUUCUAUCUACCAGAUAUAUCCAGGAUGCAUCACAACCGGGCCGCGAUUGGGAGUCCCAUAGGGCGGGGCACAAUUGGCCUCAGCGUCGUCCGGGUGUGGCCCGGUGUUAGGCCCGUCAUUGUAAAUAAGAAUUUUGUUCUUAACUGACUUGCCUAGGUAAAUAAAGGUUACAUUUCAAAUAUACUCCUGUGCCUUGGUACGGUGUGCUGUAGGUGUCAUUUCUGGAUAUAGAGAGGAACCAGUGUUUUUUUUAAAGAUGUUAAACAUGUUAAUAAAAUGAAGGAAUACUAUGGUACAUAGUAGGCUAUGUUUUCAUUUCCUAGGCAGCAGCACAGAACAAACAAACAAUUUCAUCCUUUUAGAAAUAGACAGAGAAAAAAAACCAAAAAAAACCAUCAACAUUUUAAAUUGAGAAUAUAUAUUUUUUUCUCCACUUAACCUUUAUUUAACUAGGCAAUUCUUAUUUACAAUGACGGACUUAGGAACAGUGGGUUAAACUGCCUUGUUCAGAGGCAGAACGACAGAUUUGUACCUUGUCAGCUCGGGGAUUUGAACUUGCAACCUUUCGGUUCCAAGUCCAACGCUCUAACCACUAGGCUACCCUGCCGCCCCUCCAAUGACGGCCUAAUGCCGGCCUAAUGCCGGAAAUUCAAAAACAUGUUAAGUAAAAUACCUUGUGACUUGAGAAUACUUUCUGAAGACGAUUAUGAUAUACGAUAUAGAGCUUAUGAAUUCUCAUUCCCGAACAAUGCAGUCAACAUAUGUGUUGAUCCCAUUGAUUGUAUUGUUUCCACCGUUGUUCCAGUAUUACAAUGAUAGGAGUUAAUAUCCAUUUAUUGCAUGAAUUUGGUCUCGCCCACCGUCGUUGUCUUUUUUCCCCCCAUUGAACUCUUGUAAAUUCAGGAGAAAAAAAAAGAAACGGCCCUUUUUCAGGACCCUGUCUUUCAAAGAUAAUUCGUAAAAAUCCAAAUAACUUCACAGAUCUUCAUUGUAAAGGGUUUAAACACUGUUUCCCCAUGCUUGUUCAAUGAACCAUAAACAAUUAAUGAACAUGCACCUGUGGAACGGUCGUUAAGACAUAAACAGAGUACAGACGGUAGGCAAUUAAGGUCACAGUUAUGAAAACUUAGGACACUAAAGAGGCCUUUCUACUGACUCUGAAAAACAUCAAAAGAAAGAUGCCCAGGGUCCCUGCUCAUCUGGGUGAAUGUGCCUUAGGCAUGCUGCAAGGAGGCAUGAUGACUGCAGAUGUGGCCAGGGCAAUAAUUUACAAUGUCCGUACUGUGAGACGUCUAAGACAGCCCUGUAGGGAGACAGGACGGACAGCUGAUCAUCCUCGCAGUGGCAGACCACGUGUAAAAACACCUGCACAGGAUCGGUACAUCCGAACAUCACACCUGCGGGACAGGUACAGGAUGGCAACAACAACUGCCCGAGUUACACCAGGAACGCACAAUCCCUCUAUCAGUGCUCAGAUUGUCUGCAAUAGGCUGAGAGGGGCUGGACUGAUGGCUUGUAGGCCUGUUGUAAGGCAGGUCCUCACCAGACAUCACCGGCAACAACGUCGCCUAUGGGCAUAAACCCACUGUCGCUGGACCAGACAGGACUGGCAAAAAGUGCUCUUCACUGACGAUUGGCGGUUUUGUCUCACCAGGGGGGAUGGUCGGUUUAUCGUCGAAGGAAUGAGCGUUACACCGAGGCCUGUACUCUGGAGCGGGAUCGAUUUGGAGGUGGAGGGUCCGUCAUGGUCUGUGGUGGUGUGUCACAGCAUCAUCAGACUGAGCUUGUUGUCAUUGCAGGCAAUGUCAACGCUGUGCGUUACAGGGAAGACAUCCUCCUCCCUCAUGUGGUACCCUUCCUGCAGGCUCAUCCUGAUGCCACCAGCCAUACUGCUCGUUCUGUGAGUGAUUUCCUGCAAGACAGGAAUGUCAGUGUUCUGCCAAGGCCAGCGAAGAGCCCGGAUCUCAAUGGAUCUGAGGGUGAGGGCUAGGGCCAUUCCCCCCAGAAAUGUCCAGGAACUUGCAGGUGCCUUGGUGGAAGAGUGGGGUAACAUCUCACAGCAAGAACUGGCAAAUCUGGUGCAGUCCAUGAGGAGGAGAUGCACUGCAGUACUUAAUGCAGCUGGUGGCCACACCAGAUACUGACUGUUACUUUUGAUUUUGACCCUCCCUUUGUUCAGGGACACGUUAUUCCAUUUCUUUUAGUCACAUGUCUGUGGAACAUGUUCAGUUUAUGUCUCAGUUGUUGAAUCUUGUUAUGUUCAUACACAUAUUUACACAUGUUUAAGUUUACUGAAAAAUAAACGCAGGUGACAGUGAGAGGACGUUUUGGGAGUGGCCUACUGAGUAAAAUAUUUGUGUGAGAGGACGUUUCUUUCUUUUAUUUUUUUUGCUGAGUUUAUAUGUAUAUGCCAGCACACAUGUAGAAUAUCUAUUUCUGAGAACUGUAUAAGAUGUUCAUAAUGAAGGACUAGGACUAACAUGAGCACAUAAAUGCAUCGUAGGGUGGCAGGUAUCCUAGCGGUUAAGAACUUUUGAGCCAGUAACCGAAAGGUCGCUGGUUCAAAUCCACGAGCCUAUUAGGUGUAAAAAUCUGUCUGUGUGCCCUUGCACAAGGCACUUAACCCUGAUAAGUCCUGUAAGUUGCUCUGGAUAAGAGAGUCUGUUGAAUGACCAAAAAUGUCACAUAAUUUGUAAUGGUCAUGUUAAUUGACUGACAUUAUCUCAUAGAACAAAAUGUAGAAGAGCUCCUCAGCCUGUGUUAACCUCUGACCUUAUUUUCAGCAUUUAUUCCAGAACCCCAUUCUUUUCCCCAUAUAGAAAUGUAGAAAUGCCCAACAAACCAGAGGUAGAAAAUGCCAUCACAUUUCUUCUUUUAUGACUACAAGCUGGCACACUCUAUAGGCCAGAUGCAGAGAUAGAUGCAAAAAUCUAUUUUAAAAUGCAUUUUAGUAACCUUUACUUAACUAAGCAAUUCAGUUUAAGAACAAAUUCUUAUUUAUAAUGACAGCCUAGGAACAGCAGGUUAACUGCCUUGUUCAGCGACAGAACGACAGAUUUGUACCUUGUCAGCUCGGUGGUUUGAACUUGCAACCUUCCGGUUACUAGUCCAACGCUCUAACCACUAGGCUACCCUGCCACCCCAUUGACUGCGUCUGUGUAGAAAAACAGGAGACCCAUAGGCAUUUGGAUUUGACCGCUUGUAUGUCAUUUUAUUUGUAGUUUUAGCACUUUGUAAUGGAAAAAUGUUGAUUCACUAUUAGGUUUUUGAUGACUACAUUCCUUUACGAUUGCCCAUCGAAUUGCCACAGUGGAUUGAAAUGUACACCGGACUGAAUGGAGUUUACAGCAACACUGCAGUGCCAUAUUAUAAAACAAAUAUUUUGUACUUUGUAGGUAGCUAUAAUAUUGUUUUGUUACUAUCAGGAUUUUAUACAAUAUUUUGAAUUAGUCAGUGUACAGAUAUGAACCAUGAGAUGUUAACACACAAUACUGUUCUGGACUCUUCUGUACAAGCUUGUCCAAUGUCCACGUGUGGCAACUGUCAAUAAUCUGAUCAAACUAGAUUUGCACAUUUCUUGCCCUGAAUGCCUGCCUACACAGUCCAUUGUGCAAUGUAAACAAAAGUGGGUUUUUUUGUGUUAGUUUUUCCCUCUGUAGACAUAAAUCGAAUAUGAAAUGGAUUUAUUAUUUUUGUGUGCUUGACUGAAGUUAUACCCUUCUCCAUAUCCUUUGCAGGAUUUGUUAUAUUCAUCUGUAUAAUAAAUAAAAUGGUCAUUUCUA
Molecule: messenger RNA, 5112 nt
Organism: Oncorhynchus kisutch (coho salmon)
Lineage: Eukaryota; Metazoa; Chordata; Actinopteri; Salmoniformes; Salmonidae
Product: ras-related protein Rab-31
Exons: 7
Coding region: 160-744 (194 amino acids)
Molecular function (GO): GTP binding; GTPase activity
Source: RefSeq, a predicted model, not a curated record